Epinephelus lanceolatus (giant grouper) is the source of this 4165-nucleotide messenger RNA. The record is from RefSeq and is a predicted model, not a curated record. NCBI's taxonomy places the organism in Eukaryota, Metazoa, Chordata, Actinopteri, Perciformes, Serranidae.
AUGCUGCUCCCUGGUGUGUAGAGGAGGAGAGAGAGCGUGUCCGCUGCCCAAUGACAGCGCAGGAUGCUGAGAGAGGCUGCUGGGGUGAAUGGAGGCGACAAGAUGCCGUCUAAAGCGGCGAAGGAGAGGAAUUAACAUCGAUCAAGAUCUGACUUUGAUGUGCUCUACCCAUUAAGGCAUGAAAUAAAUCACCCAUGUGUGGUUCAGAGGGUCAGAGCAGUCUCAUUUCAACGCGCUCCUGUUAAGGACCCUCUGGUGGCUACACCGCCGAUUCACAGGACAUGUACGGCAGUGCCAGAGCUGUAGGCCAUAUAGAGAGCAGCCCCGCACGGUCCCCGCGCCUGCCAAGGUCCCCCAGACUGGGCCAUCGGAGGGCCAACAGCGGGGGCGGGGGUGGUGCGGGGGGAAAGACGCUCUCCAUGGAGAACAUCCAGUCACUCAACGCUGCCUAUGCUACUUCGGGGCCCAUGUACCUGAGCGACCACGAGGGCGUGGGCUCCACUGCCACCUAUCCAAAAGGCACUAUGACUCUGGGUCGCGCCACCAGCCGGGCCAUGUACGGGGGCCGCGUCACAGCCAUGGGCAGCAGUCCCAACAUUGCUUCAGUGGGGCUGCCCCAUGCUGACCUUCUGUCUUACAGUGACCUGGGCUCCCUCUCCAUGCUGCACCACCACCACCACCACCAGGGGGUGCCCUCUGCUCUGCUGAGGCAGGCAGUGCGGGGCAGUGGUGGGGAGCUGCUGGAGAUGCAAGCCCAGCUCAGGGAUAUGCAGAGGGAGAAUGAGCUGCUGCGCCGAGAGCUCGACCUGAAGGACAGUAAGUUGGGGUCUUCCACCAACAGCAUCAAGAGCUUCUGGAGUCCUGAGCUAAAGAAGGAGAGGAUAAUGAGGAAAGAAGAGGCGGCUCGCACAUCAAUCCUUAAAGAGCAGAUGAGAGUCACUCAUGAGGAGAACCAGCAUCUCCAGAUGACCAUCCAGGCUCUGCAGGAUGAGCUGCGCACGCAGCGAGACCUGAACCACCUGCUGCAGCAGGAGAGCGGCAACCGCUCUGCAUCCGACCACUUCACCACCAUCGAGCUGACGGAGGAGAACUUCCGUCGGCUGCAGGCCGAACACGACAGGCAGGCCAAGGAGCUCUUCCUGCUGAGAAAAACCCUCGAAGAGAUGGAGCUGAGGAUCGAGACCCAGAAGCAGACGCUGGGUGCCAGGGACGAGUCCAUCAAGAAGCUCCUGGAGAUGCUGCAGAGCAAAGGGCUGCCUCCGGGGCCGGGCAGGGCUUCUGAGGAGGAGGAGCAGGAGAGGGCGAGGCGCAUCGCUGAGGCAGAGGCCCAGCUCGGACACCUGGAGGUCAUUCUGGAUCAAAAGGAGAAGGAGAACAUCCAUCUGAGAGAGGAACUGCACAGACGAAAUCAGCUGCAUCAGGAUCCAAGCAAAACCAAGGCCCUGCAGACCAUCAUAGAGAUGAAAGACACCAAAAUUGCCUCUCUGGAGCGCAACAUUCGGGAUCUGGAGGAUGAGAUCCAAAUGCUGAAGGCGAACGGCUUACUGAACACAGAGGACAGAGAGGAGGAGAUCAAACAGAUGGAGGUCUACAAGAACCACUCUAAGUUUAUGAAGACCAAGAUUGACCAGCUGAAGCAGGAGUUGUCGAAGAAGGAGUCGGAGCUGCUGGCUCUGCAGACAAAACUAGAGACCCUCAACAACCAGAACUCAGACUGCAAACAGCAUAUCGAGGUGCUCAAAGAGUCUCUCACUGCCAAGGAGCAACGUGCUGCCAUCCUGCAAACAGAGGUGGAUGCUCUACGUCUGCGGCUAGAGGAGAAAGAGUCCUUCCUGAACAAGAAAACCAAGCAGCUGCAGGACCUGACGGAGGAAAAGGGCACUCUAGCCGGAGAAAUCAGGGACAUGAAGGACAUGCUGGAGGUCAAAGAGCGGAAGAUCAAUGUCCUGCAGAAGAAGAUUGAGAACCUGCAGGAGCAGUUGCGGGACAAAGACAAGCAGCUGGGGAACCUAAAGGACAGAGUCAAGUCUCUGCAGACCGACUCCAGUAACACAGACACUGCCCUGGCCACGCUGGAGGAGGCACUGUCAGAGAAGGAGAGGAUUAUAGAGCGUUUAAAGGACCAAAGGGAGAGGGAAGACAGAGAACGUCUGGAAGAAGUGGAGUCCUACAAGAAGGAGAACAAGGAUCUGAAGGAGAAGGUCAACAGCCUGCAGAUAGAAUUAACAGAGAAAGAGUCCAGUCUCAUCGAUUUAAAGGAACAUGCUUCAUCCCUGGCGUCCUCUGGCCUCAAGAAGGAUUCAAAGCUCAAGUCACUGGAAAUCGCCAUCGAGCAGAAAAAAGAGGAGUGUAGUAAGUUGGAGACGCAGUUGCAGAAGCAAGCUGAGCAGCUAUUCAGUCACAUGAACAAUCCUAAGGCCCAUGAGGUGGAGCAGCAGUCCGGCCCCAGGGGGAACCCGGAGUACGUGGACAGGGUGAAGCUGCUGGAGAAGGAGGUGAGCUACUACAAGGACGAGGCCAACAAGGCUCAGACGGAGGUGGAGAGACUCCUGGACAUCCUGCGAGAGGUGGAGACCGAAAAGAAUGACAAGGACAAGAAGAUCGCUGAGUUGGAAAGCCCCCCUCCCUCUGCUCCUCGCCCCACCCCUCGUCCCGGUGGCAGAGCUCCCCCUGACCCGCUCCCUUCUGUGUCUGCUGCCCCCCAGCAGAUAGGGGGCAUGGUGUGGGAUUUCCUGGGAAAAUCUCCCAUGUUGUUUGACAAUGAACACACUGUGAUCUCCUCUGGGUGCUCUUUAUUAGUUUUUUUGUGGUUGUUUCUUUAUGUUCUGGUUCUAAUGUCUCUUAUUUUUACUUUUUCCUUUGUGUGCUCUCAUCUGCUGCUUCCAAUAUCUCCUCUACUUGUCCCAUCAUCCCCUUCUCUUCCACCUCCUCCUCUCCCCAUCUGCAGUCUAGCGCCCAGACAAGGAGGCAAAGACUCAACUAAGAAGGGGCCGAACAUCAAACUGGGACCUCAAGGGGACAAGAAGGAUUCUCGUAAGGACACCUCCAUGGACAGUGGCCACCACUUAAAGUUGGAGGAGCUGAUGAACACGCUGGAGAGGACGAGGCAGGAGCUGGAUUCCACCAAGCAGCGUCUCUCCUCCACACAGCAGUCACUGCAGGAGAGGGACGGCCACCUAACCAACAUGAGACAGGAGCGCAGGAAACAGCUGGAGGAGAUACUGGAGAUGAAGCAACAAGCUCUGCUGGCAGCCAUCAGUGAGAAAGAUGCUAAUAUUGCACUGCUUGAACUGUCUGCCUCCAAUAAAAAGAAGACCCAGGAGGAGGUGCUGGCCCUCAAGAGGGAGCGGGACAAACUGAUGCACCAGCUCAAACAACACACACAAAGCAGAAUGAAGCUGAUAGCCGACAACUACGAAGAUGAGCAAUAUCAUCCGCACGGUCCUCACCACCCCGGGCCACAGCCCCCACACGCUCAGCCACAGCCCCAGCCGCAGUACCCCCACGCUCCCCACGCUCCCCACGCCCAGCAGACUCCAUAUCCACACGCCAUGCAUCCGCAGCACCCACAGCACCCGCAACACCCGCAAGCCCCCCAGCAGCACCCACACCCACAGCAGCCACAACCUCAGUACCCUCACCCUCAGCACCCACAGCACCCCCAGCAGCACGCCCAGCACCCCCAACCGCCUCCCCAGCACCAACAGCACCCACGCCCCCCACAGCCCCAACACCCCCACCAACAGCACCCACAGCAUCCUCCACAGCACCCACACGGACAUGCCCCUCCGCAGCACCCUCACCCUCAGCACCCGCACGGCCCUCCCCAGCAAGGACCCCACCUCCAACAUCCACAUCCCCAGCACCCGCAACACCCUCAACACCCUCAACACCCUCAGCACCCACAGCACCCGCACCACGCCCAGCAUCCACGUCACCCAUCGCCCCAUCAUCGUGGAGGGCCGGCCCGAGGACCCCCACAUGCUGGUCACCGCCCUGCCCAGGACCAGGAUGACGACGAGGGCAUUUGGGCAUAAUCCUUGCUGUGACAACCAAAGUUCUAAUGUUGUUUUGAGGGAUGAUUCAGUCACUACUGGAGGAGCACAGCCAUGCCAUGAUGUUGAAACACUACCCGACCAAACAUUAAUUACCUCCACUCAAUCAG